AUGGCUAAGAAAAAGACUCUGAAGCAGCAAGACUUCCAAAAGAAGAAACUGAAAGUGGGAAAACCGAAAAUACCUGCUUCGAAUGUGACUGACGCAUCAUUUGUUGCAAAAACCAUCCAUCUACCUAAUCAGACGAAGUUACAGUUAACUGCUGAUUUGCAAGGCGACAUUACAAGAAGGCUUUCGCUGUGUAAACACCAUAGUGAUGUUACUAGGAAAGAAACUUUGAUCUACUUUCAAUCCGUGGUGCCCCGGGUUAUUCAUGGAAAGGUAAUGUCUCGUCUAAUGAAUAGUUGUAUUCCUUUAAUGUGCGAUACGGAACGGUCAGUGCGGGAUGAAUUGCUCAAAUUGUUCGAUAUAGUAGGAGAGAACAAUGCGAAUGUGCUUAAACUUCAAAUCAGACCGUUGGUUCUAUUUAUUAGUAGCGCGAUGACACAUAUUUCUAGCACAGUACAACGUGAUUGUGGGAAAUUUCUGAAAUGCAUAAUGAAACAUUGUGGUGACGAACUGGUAAGAUGUUCGUGGGUGAAAAUUUUAAAGGGUAUGCUAACUGUUCUUGGAUGGCCCUUGACAGAUGAGAUGAAUCCCUCUUCAGGAGGAGGUUUCAAAAUGGUCCUAAACAGCAGCAACGUCGUUAACAUAAACAAAGACAAGAAAUUUCAGCACCAUAAUAUACAGGCACUUACCGAAUUCAUACGUAUAGGCUGCCUAGAAUCUCACAACAUCCCAUUGGAGAAUGCCAAUGAUAAAAGCGACCGCGUCUUGUAUGGGAAAUACCUCAUUCCGAACUACCCGCAGCCUUAUGCAUACUUGAAGCUUUCCAUUCGUGAGUUCAACUCCCGCUUGACAGGUAGCCCCAGAUCUUCCAACAAGGAUAUCUUUACACUUCAUGAGCUGGAAACCAUUGCCUGCGAAGAUCUCUCCACAAGACGCCACGUCUUCCUAGACCAUUUUCACGACAGAAUUAUGCUUCAUCUGCCUUCAUUAAUCAAAGACGGCGGCGAUCGUGGCCGCAGCGCAAGCAGUCUGCUGAAGCUGCUCGAGCAACUUCAGCAGACUGCAUCAUAG
Messenger RNA from Eremothecium cymbalariae DBVPG#7215, 1068 nucleotides. RefSeq names its product Ipi1p (gene IPI1). Gene Ontology annotation, cellular component: nucleus. The record is from RefSeq and is a predicted model, not a curated record. NCBI's taxonomy places the organism in Eukaryota, Fungi, Ascomycota, Saccharomycetes, Saccharomycetales, Saccharomycetaceae. Gene Ontology annotation, biological process: rRNA processing. The transcript has a single exon. The coding region runs from base 1 to 1068 and encodes 355 amino acids.